Coregonus clupeaformis (lake whitefish) is the source of this 1891-nucleotide messenger RNA. RefSeq names its product dnaJ homolog subfamily A member 2. Gene Ontology annotation, molecular function: ATP binding; Hsp70 protein binding. The transcript is spliced from 9 exons. Bases 52 to 1287 code for a protein of 411 amino acids. Lineage: Eukaryota; Metazoa; Chordata; Actinopteri; Salmoniformes; Salmonidae. Gene Ontology annotation, biological process: response to heat; protein refolding. Gene Ontology annotation, cellular component: cytoplasm; cytosol. The record is from RefSeq and is a predicted model, not a curated record.
AAUCUUUCUAUUCUCGCUUCCCGUGCAGAAGGUCCUUCCCUUAGCUUCAUCAUGGCAAACGUUGUCGAUACUAAAUUAUAUGACAUCCUAGGUGUGUCCCCCACUGCCACUGAAAAUGAGUUGAAAAAGUCAUACCGGAAGCUAGCAAAGGAAUAUCACCCCGAUAAAAACCCAAAUGCUGGCGACAAGUUCAAGGAGAUCAGUUUUGCAUAUGAAGUGUUGACUAAUCCAGAGAAAAAGGAGCUAUAUGAUCGCUAUGGGGAGCAGGGACUGCGGGAAGGAGGUGGAGGUGGUGGGGGAAUGGAUGACAUCUUUUCACACAUCUUCGGCGGCGGACUCUUUGGCUUCAUGGGCGGGCAGGGGCGCAGCCGAAAUGGUGGUAGACGAAGAGGAGAGGACAUGGUUCACCCACUCAAAGUUUCACUGGAAGACCUGUACAAUGGAAAAACAACUAAACUGCAGCUGAGCAAGAAUGUUCUUUGUGGCACUUGUAAUGGCCAGGGUGGGAAGACUGGCGCAGUUCAGAAGUGUGUGGCCUGCAGGGGGCGUGGUAUGCGCAUCAUGAUCAGACAGUUGGCUCCUGGGAUGGUCCAACAAAUGCAGUCAGUUUGUACUGAUUGUAAUGGAGAAGGUGAGGUCAUCAAUGAGAAAGACCGCUGUAAAAAGUGUGAGGGCAAGAAGGUUAGCAAGGAGGUGAAAAUCCUGGAGGUCCAUGUCGACAAGGGCAUGAAGCAUGGGCAGAAGAUCACCUUCGGAGGGGAAGCUGACCAGGCGCCUGGGGUAGAGCCAGGAGACAUUGUCCUCGUCUUGCAAGAGAAGGAGCACGAGACAUACAAAAGAGAGGCCCAUGACCUGCACAUGACCCAUAAGAUUGGCCUGGUUGAAGCACUUUGUGGAUUCCAGUUUACGUUGAAACACUUAGACGGCAGACAGAUUGUAGUCAAGUACGCUGCUGGCAAAGUCAUUGAGCCAGGCUCGGUCAGAGUUGUGCGAGGAGAGGGGAUGCCACAGUACCGUAAUCCAUUUGAAAAAGGAGACCUGUAUAUUAAAUUUGAUGUGCAGUUCCCAGACAACAACUGGAUCAGCCCCGAUAAACUCAAUGAGCUGGAAGACUUGCUGCCAACACGUGCCGAGGCUCCCAUAGUGUCUGGGGACGCAGAGGAGGUGGACCUGCAGGACUACGACGUCAGCCAGGGCUCGUCUGGAGGACGACGUGAGGCCUACAACGACAGCUCAGAUGAUGAGGGAGGCCACCACGGCCCUGGAGUGCAGUGUGCCCACCAGUAGCAUCUCACGCAGGGGGAAAUGUAUGUGUUGUCCCCCGCUCCCGAUCACGCAUUCCUCACUCUCCUUGUGAGAACACCAGAUAAGAUGGAAAAAGGUCAUUUCUCCUUUGCUUGGUGUGUAACUUGCAUUUUUUUCAUAGUAUUUACAAUAAUUAAUUUAAACUUACUAUAAAAUGCAGUUUUGGCCUCAGCCUCUGGACUGAGAGUUGUGAGUUAGGGGAGGGAGAUCCUGAAAGGACACAAACAUCACAUUUUUAGGUUUGUAUGUUUCUGUGCUUGAUUUUUACCGCUUGAUUUCUUUUUGUAGGUUUUUACUUUUGUUUUCCUUCCUAUAUAGAAAGAAAUUCAAACAUAAGACAUUGUGUAUAAUAUGAAAUUGAUUGUCGGUGAGCUUUAUAUCAGCUGCUCUUAUACAGUGGUGUGAUACAAACACCUGUAUCUGGCCUCAACCCUGGUGCAUGUUAAGACCGCAUUGGUUCCUGCACUGAUUAAACAUCCAAUCUAACGAGCGAAGCUGAAAAAAUACCAUUUAAAAGCGUCAUAACUUCAGUGAAACAAGGUUUAUUAAGUUGUUAAAUAAACGUUCUUCAAAUCUCAAACAGCAA